ACCGCCCGCCCGCGCAGAGCCGAGCGCGGCGCGGAGAAGAUGGCGACCGCCAUGUACUUGGAGCACUACCUGGACAGUAUUGAGAACCUUCCCUGUGAGCUGCAGAGGAACUUCCAGCUGAUGCGAGAGCUGGACCAGAGGACAGAAGAUAAGAAGGCUGAGAUCGACAUCCUAGCUGCUGAGUACAUCUCCACAGUGAAGACCCUCUCCCCAGACCAGCGCGUGGAGCACCUGCAGAAGAUCCAGAGCGCCUACAGCAAGUGCAAGGAGUACAGUGACGACAAGGUGCAGCUGGCCAUGCAGACCUACGAGAUGGUGGAUAAGCACAUCCGAAGGCUCGACGCAGACCUGGCACGCUUCGAGGCGGACCUGAAGGACAAACUGGAGAACAGCGACUUUGAGAGUUCUGGAGGACGAGGGUUAAAAAAAGGUCGGGGCCAGAAAGAGAAAAGAGGCUCCCGGGGCCGAGGCAGGAGGACGUCUGAAGAAGAUACCCCAAAGAAGAAGAAGCACAAAGGAGGGUCUGAGUUUGCAGAUGCCAUCCUCUCGGUGCACCCUUCCGACGUGCUGGACAUGCCUGUGGAUCCCAAUGAGCCCACCUACUGCCUGUGUCACCAGGUGUCCUAUGGGGAGAUGAUUGGCUGUGAUAACCCUGAUUGCCCCAUCGAGUGGUUCCACUUCGCGUGUGUGGACCUCACUACGAAGCCGAAAGGAAAAUGGUUCUGUCCACGGUGUGUUCAGGAAAAGAGAAAGAAGAAGUAGGGAGAGGCCAUGUGCCGUGGGUCAGAAGAGCGAGCUAAUGUUCUUCUCCGUUCGUGUUACAGUAUUUUACGUUCAUCUGAAAGCUACCUUGUUUUGACUGAUGUUUAAUAACUCAGUGGCCAGUUGUCAUUCUCGGUGUUUCAGAGCAAACAGGGAACCAGCCGAAACCCAUUUGCACGGAGGAGUGCCCCUCUGGGAACACGCCACCGUGACUUUACUUUGCUGACUUUUUAUGCAGACCUCACCCUGCCCGAGCACGCACGCAGUCACUGCGGCGGCGUGGACGGCAAGGUCAUCACCUGGUACACUGCCACUACCCUGCGAUCAUAGGUGUGAACCUCUGUGGGUCUGUGUGGGGCUUGUAGACCUGACUGGUGCAGCACGGGGUCCCAUCUCCCCCUUGCCGUGAGGUGUGUGUGGGCACGGGUCUGCAGCUUGGCCCUUGACGCAGUGACUGCAGGCCCUUGGCCAGGUUGUGCUUACCGAAGGAGGAACCCUGCUUUUGCAUGCACGGCCCCUCGUGUGAGCAUCCACUCCCCACCUGGAGUGAGGGAUGUCAGUCACCCUGGCUGUCACUGGGGCCGUGUCUCAGGCCUGCUGACUCCAUGUCUCUGGGAACCCUGGUGUUUUUACUGUGAAGGGAAGUGAGUGUGUUCGCAUGAAGACAGUUGCCCUGGUGUGUGUGGGAGCCCACCACCGUGGCCUGGUGUUAGCCGUCUGUAUGCUCCUUGCUGGAGCAGAAGCUUUCACCCAGGGGACUCCGAUUACGUCGCCCAUGAGUUUUGGUGAUGUGACAGCAGUUCUGGAGCAGCUCUCACCAGACCGAUUCCCACUGUCUUUCUGGGGAAGGCUGGGGAACACCAUGUCCAUCUGGCCUGUGGGAGUGUGUGUGACGAAGCGUGGAGAUGGGGUGCAGAGGGCAGUGGUGAGAGCGUGCUGCACCGCCGGCAAGCCCUCCAGCAUGCAUUUCAAGAAAGGAGAGGGCUCCUGUCCUCAUCCUGGAAAAGAGACCUGUGUGGUGGGAUUGAGAUGUGAAAUUCCCACUUUAAGAAGAACCAAUGAUUUUUUGUGGAAAGAACAGUAGGGCUGUAGCCUUCUGCUGACCCCAUUGACUCUGUGUUCUGAUGUUUUGCCAACGAGAGGAAAUAAGGGCGGAGCUCGUGGGGCUACUAUAUCCAGGCGAGCACCUCCAAGGGGUGAGGGGCUGUAUCUGGUGAGCACCCUCCUCAGGGUGAGCCGGUGCUUGGUAAGGGACUUCUGUCUGGGUGGGCAUCUCCACGGGGUGAGAGACUGUGUCCAGUGAACACCCUCUGUGGGGUGAGGGGCUAUGUCCAGGUUGCCGCCUUGGGUCUGGGCAGUUCAGGGUGGUGCUCAGGGCAAGCCGGUGCUCGGUGGGUGGAAACAAGGUGCCCAGGAACCACCGUCAUGUGGACAACAACGUAAAAAGGCAUCUAGUCUGUGGUCCUCAUCCAGGCUUCUCACCAGUUCACACAGGUUCAGGCAUGGCUGACAAGGCGAAACUGAAACAGACCCGAAUUUUUACGGUUGGAGUGAUCUGGAACAGUAACUGGAAUGGGAAAAACUACGGGUCGAAGCCCUGGAGUGGGAAACUCAGAAGAGGCGUAGUGAGCCCUUUCAGGGGCCUGAUGCAUGAGAUUGGAUUAUUGGCAGGACUGUGGAGAGCAACACACAUUCAAAGCAGCAUGGUCAGCUGCCAUCUUUGAGCAGGGCACUGGUGUUUGCAACUCUGUUCAAAAUUCGAAGGGCGAGAGAGAUGGUUGCUAUGCAACACGGAUGCUGCCUUUGUUUUCUA
Molecule: messenger RNA, 2575 nt
Organism: Trichechus manatus latirostris (Florida manatee)
Lineage: Eukaryota; Metazoa; Chordata; Mammalia; Sirenia; Trichechidae
Gene: ING5
Product: inhibitor of growth family member 5
Exons: 8
Coding region: 40-762 (240 amino acids)
Biological process (GO): positive regulation of apoptotic signaling pathway; regulation of DNA-templated transcription
Cellular component (GO): nucleus
Molecular function (GO): chromatin binding
Source: RefSeq, a predicted model, not a curated record